Molecule: messenger RNA, 3760 nt
Organism: Argiope bruennichi
Lineage: Eukaryota; Metazoa; Arthropoda; Arachnida; Araneae; Araneidae
Product: endocuticle structural glycoprotein SgAbd-2-like
Exons: 2
Coding region: 98-751 (217 amino acids)
Cellular component (GO): chitin-based extracellular matrix
Molecular function (GO): structural constituent of chitin-based larval cuticle
Source: RefSeq, a predicted model, not a curated record
AUAAGGAGAGUGGACCAACAGUUGUCACAUUCGAAAUUUCCUGCUUCCUCUUCAAUACCCUUUCUGAGGCACCAGUUGAGGUUUUCAAAGUUCAACAAUGAUCAGCCAGGUACUUUUCCUUUGCCUUGUCGCCGGUUGUCUGGCCCAGUAUCCUUACAACCAGAACCAGUACGCUCCCCAAAAUUACCAACAUCAACCUCAAAACAACCAUGGUAAUAACCAACCUGCUCCAGUCCACUACGUGAACAUUGGCCAACAACUUGCAGGCGACUACAAAUUCGGAUACAACACUGGAAAAGACGGAGUCUUCAGAGAAGAAACCCGAAACCCUGACGGAUCUGUAUCAGGUGCAUACGGCUACAUCGAUGCUUCUGGCAAACAGAAGGUUAUCCGAUACACAGCCGGCAAGGAUGGAUUCAAGGCCGAAGGUGAUGACAUCCCAAAGGCACCUCCAGCACCUCAACCUGCUGCUCCCCAGCCUGCUCCCUAUCAGCCUCAGCCUGCUCCUUACCAGCCACAGCCUCAGUACCAACCACCAGCACCUCAAUACCAACCCCAGCCUCAGCCCGCUUACAACAACUACGUCCAGCCCCAGCCAACCCAAAACUACAACCAGUAUUCUCAGCCUCAGCAAAAUGGAGCCUACAACCCUUUUGCAUACCACACACCUACUCCAGGACAACCCAGCGCUCCAGUGAACCUCUUGUCCUAUAACAUCGGAGGUGCACCAAACCAGCAUUACCAAGGUUGAGAAUAAGAGAAAUUCUCGAUGUAAGGUCAUUAUCCUAGAACAUUUCAAUCACAAUAAGUUCAAAAAUGAGCAUGAAAAAUACAUGCAUUUAUUGAACGUUGUUAUUUAUAUUUACUUCAACAAAAAAAAAAUCUAUGCUGCUUUGGUCAAAUGGAUUUAUAUAGGUUGUUAUAUACAUAUACAUAAUGCAAUAGCCUCUGCAGUAUUAAGCCGCCAAAUCUGCCUGCGUUAAUCAUAGUUUUGGGUAGGUGCCGCUGGACGCACUGUCAAUGCCCUGGUAAUAAAUAGAUUCUGCUAUUCAGUUUACGCUGCGGUUUGCUUAUAUUUUAUAUGGCUCAGGUUAGGAAAAUAAUUGCCAAAUAUUGUGCCAAAUCACGAUAUAUAGCUUAAUUUGCUAUCUGUAUUUUCUUACCAAUUUCUGGUAUCGCCCGCUGUUUAUAAAAAAAAAAUUCUUUCCGAGAAUAUAUGUUUCCUUUUUUUUCAUUAUCAAAAACGUCUCAAAUGAUUUCUGAUAAUACAAAUUCAUACUGAUCUCAGAAGGGAUAUUCUUUUCCCAAUUCCACGUAUGAACAUUAAUAUCCAAAUAUUAUUUUUCAGUUUAAAUAUAAAUUUUUAAUAGGCACUUACCGGUGAAUCUGCUAUUUUCUUAUUUAGUAUUCAUCAGAAUAUAAGUAUUUAAAUAAGAUAUUACCUUCCGAAAUUUUAUAUGCUAUAUAUCAUAUGCACAUGAAAUAUAUUUAUUGUUAUUAUUGAGAAUAAUUCUACGUUUAGUGAGCAGUAUAUUAUUAUUUUUUAAUUCAAGGAAAUGACGAAUGUCUAUACAAAUGCAUUGUAUUAACUAUGCAAUCGUUAGUACAAUGCUUUUGGCCUUGCAUUUGUAUAUUGUUUAAAAUUGAUUUCUAAAACGCUUUAGCCCAUCCUCGCAUACUUGUGUUUUUGUCGCUCUUUCCCCCCUUUUAUGAUUUCAGUACAAUUCGCAAUGAUUUAUUUUAUGUUCUUUAUCUGUAGUGUCUGCAUUAUAUCACAUAAAUGAGCUUUUAAGUAUAAAUACAUUAUUGUAAAUUUAAUGCUUAUUCGAUAAAAAUUAUUCCCGCAAAAUAUUCAAACAAAUUUUUUUUUCUUCUCUCUUAAUAAAGAUAGAUAAAAUAUUUCCCUAGCUAAAUAUAUUCUAAAAACCUGAAAUAGGUAGAAAUAAAAUCCAUUUAUAAUUACUUAAAAAAUACAUUAGCUAAUUCAAACACUUAUUCAAUAUUUAGUUACGGUAAUCAUAUUUUUUUCAUUAUUUCUCUUCAAAACGCAAAUAAAUGUUUAAGCAGAAUGUUAAAAAUAAAUUUUUUUCCGAGGAAAAUCAUUCCAACGUAAGAUAUAAAUCUUCUUGAAAUGUAUUUAAUGUCACAAAAACUUGAAUCAUUUUAUGUAUUUACCGUUCUCUUCUCUUUCGCAAACAUUCCAUGUGCGGCUAAGCCUAAUUUAAUUCUAUAUUCUUCCGUUUUUCAUCAUAGAUUAUGCAGUUUCUUUGUAUUUGCACGUUUUUCAAUUUGCAUGUUAUUUGCUCAGUAUAAUUUUCCGCUCUGCUGAAUGUAUUUCUUUUUCAGUAUGUUUGUUCUUUUUCUUUUCUUUUCUUUUUCUUAUCAUCUUACUAAUUUAAUUCUUGUGUUUUGAAAUAUAAUGAUCUCAAAACUUCACCUUUUCGUGAAAACUUCGCCAUUUUCCGAACUUUUGCACUGCUUUUUCUUUAUUAUUAUUUUUUCUUUGUUAUUAUUCUUCGUAUUUGCUUUCCUUUUUAAUGUUUGACUAUUUUCUACAGCUUCCGGUAAUUUAAUAUAGUUUCAACUCAGUUCUUUUUCCCUCUAGAGUUUCUUCUAGGGAAAAUGAGGAGGGAAUUUAUAAUUCGCAACCAUUCCUAAUACUUGUACACUACAUUCAGAAAUUUAAUUUUGUGUGUUCAGUUUUUUUUUUUCUUUCCUAUCUUCGACUUCAUUCAUUUAGAUAGAGAAUAUUUUAUCUAUCUCUAGCAGAAAUUCUGUUUAGUAAACAAUUUUUUGCCUCCAUUUAAAAUUCUUUUCAAUCUGCUUUUCAAAUAGUGAUGCUGAUUAUUUUUAAAAGAAAGAUUCGCCUUCAGAAAUCUUAAUGCUUGUUUAAGCAUAUUUUCAAUUAGAAAGUCCAAUUAAGUAGGGACUGCGCCUUUAAAAUCCUAUUAGCAUCUCAAUAUGCAGGGGAAAUGCUUUAAUUCAGCUUAGUAGUGGAUAUCUUAUUUCUAUACCACCCACAUUUCAAUGAAAUUAACUUUAGAUACAUAUAUAAAUAUAAUUUUAUUAUGUUUGUGCAUCUAAAUUAAAAUGCUCGCUUUCUCUGUAUUCGAUCGUAAAAUUUAAUUCAAGGUUGUUGAAGUUUCAUCGCUUAGUCGAUGAAAAUGAAAUACUAAAUGCUGCUUUUAAAUUAUCUUUAUUGGUUGAAAUAAGACGAGUAAAAUUUUAUUAUGAAUAUUUAUAAUCAUAUAAAGAAUGCAUUAUUUUCAUUUUAGAAAAAAUUAGUCAUUUUAUUUCUGCAAAUUGCCGUAUGUCUUUAUAUACUUCUAGACUUCUGCAGUCUUAUUAAGCUUAAGUAUCUUUUUUUUUCUUAAAUAAAGCCUUCAUAUAAAUACCCAAUUUAUUUAAUUUUUAAUAUAGAUGCAUUUGUAUUGCGAAAUUUUAAUUAUUCUGAAUUUUCUGAGAGAAUAAAUUUAUUUUUCUUUAUAAAGGAAUCGAACUUUCAUUUAAAUUUUUUGGAACAAGAUUAUUUUUUAUAGUAUUUAUUUUUACACAAUCCUUCGAUUAACCGUUAUUUACAAAAAUAAUAAAAUAAUUUAAGGGAAAAAAUGUAAUAUAAAAAAGAAGGAAUUUUUAGAAAAAAAUUGUAAUGAUUUCAGUGAAAUAAGUUAUAAUGAUUUUACAAAAAUUCUUUUAUAACAUUUUAAUCCUUUAAAUGUGUUUUUUUUUUAUUUUCUCAAUAUUAAAUAAUGAUUGGGAA